AUGCGCGAGUUCGCUAUUUGUUUGAUCCCGCACACGGCACCAAGGCCGCUGCCUCCACCUGAAGAGACACUGCAGGAACGAGCGCUUUGGGGUGGUGGUGUCCUCGGGCCUUUGGCGCGAGUCUGCGAUGGUUGGGCCUGUGUUCUGCACGACGUUCAUCGACGCAGCUUCGUCUCCUAUCGCAAGCAGGCUUUUCCAGCUUCGACUCUGCAUCAGUGGAGGCAGACUCUCCUCAGCCGCAUCUGCUGGCGGAAGCCAGAGCGGCCUCCGAAAGAAGGCAAGGAGCAGAACGCGCCUUGCGAAGCGCUGCUGCCCCGCUCAGCAGCCUGGCUGACCUUGCCGGGCUGCCGUUGCGAGUACCAGUAUGCGGGCCUUCGGUUUCCAGCCGCGACAAUGCCUCCGUGGUUCCUGGAGAUCACCGACCAGGUGGCACAAGCCUGCGGACUCAAGGAGCGCCCGAACUCGUGCAACGCCAACCUGUACAAGGGCGGGAUGGACAACGUCAGCUGGCACUGUGACGAUGAACCGCUGUUCGAUGCCACAGGCCGAGAUGCACUCAUUAUCUCGCUAUCGCUGGGUGCAACCAGGUCCUUCUGUCUUCGUCCAAAGGACGAUCCAUUUGAGGAAACUUUGCUCCAACUGGAGGAUGGUGAUCUCUGCACCAUGGAAGGCCUUUGCCAAAAGCACUACCGACAUCGAGUUCCUCCGGAGGAGGAUGUUUCGGAAUAUCGAGUCAACCUCACCUGGCGAUGGAUUGUGCAGCACGAUGAGGGGUGCCCGUUCCACAAAGAGGAAAAGUUGCCCUCAGAGUCGCCUCUAAAUCCCAAGUGA
Molecule: messenger RNA, 831 nt
Organism: Symbiodinium sp. CCMP2456
Lineage: Eukaryota; Dinophyceae; Suessiales; Symbiodiniaceae
Source: the annotation of a GenBank genome assembly